Molecule: messenger RNA, 792 nt
Organism: Ruditapes philippinarum (Manila clam)
Lineage: Eukaryota; Metazoa; Mollusca; Bivalvia; Venerida; Veneridae
Product: cytochrome c oxidase assembly factor 8-like
Exons: 4
Coding region: 47-607 (186 amino acids)
Biological process (GO): intrinsic apoptotic signaling pathway
Cellular component (GO): mitochondrion
Source: RefSeq, a predicted model, not a curated record
UACGAUACUCUUCAAUAACGCAAAAGGAGCCAAGAACCAAUUCAAGAUGGCAGCCCCCAUAUCAAGAUUAAACUGUCAAAAAUGUUUUUCUUUGCAAAAUCAAACUUUUCUGAGGUGUUUGAUUAAUUCGGGAUCAGGAAAGAAUUUUAGUCAGAAUCCUUCCAAAUCAGCAGUACCACUACCACAGGAGAGAGAAAAUGAUUGGGUUGGUCCUCCAGAUAAAAUUUCUAAUAUACGUCCAGUAGAAUUUUAUAUUCCUGAAGGGGAGACAAGCACUGAGAAGAAGUACAGGGAGAAAAGACAGGCUGUACAGGAAUGGCAUCAUGAGUUCUGGACUGAACAUAAUAAAGGAUUCUUUACAGAAAAGGAGGAAUUUAUUCAGCGAAGAUUAGCAGAGAAGGUACAAACAGAAAAUGAUGAAAGCAUUAAAUCACUCACUCCAGAAGAGCUGUCAGAAUUUUACAAAAGAUUUCUUGAUGAUAAUUUCAAGUCACACAUCAAAUAUAACAAAGAAUGGUACAAGAAGAAUAUCUCAUUACUGUGGCCUGCUCUACAUGUCUAUGUUAUCAGAAUGAUGAAAUUGAGGAAAAAAGGAAAAUCAAGAUGAUACCUAAUAAAACGGACAUAAUUGAUUAUAGUUUUAUGUGUACAUGAAAAUAAUUUGUUGUGUAUAAUGUGUAACCUUUCUCUGAAAUAUCAAAUUAAGAGAUGUUUUGAUUAUGUUUGAUAAUGUAACAGAAUAUAUUUGAUUACUUGUUACAAUUCUGUGUUCGAAUAAAGCAGAAAAAAGUA